CAACCUGAACAAACUGCAAUAUUUGAACGCACAGCGCAUUUGAAGGCGCCGCUACGUGCUGGUACAGAGUUCGCCAUCAGAAGAUGGUGAUGAGCAUACGGUGGUCAUGACGGAGAGUAUGCAACAGGGGCUGGAUACUUCUCGUUUACAGCCGCGCACUCACCAGCCCUCAACAUCAACAAGCUCGGUACCCACUGGAAACACUGCGCCAAAUCAGACUCGAGCAAGCGGAGACAAACGUGCAGUCGAAUCCCAAAAGCAGGAGACUGAUACAACAUCAGACAAAGCUACGGCUGCUUUCAUUCGACGAACCCUUUGCUCUCAUGAUGUUUUGCUUGGGAAUGGCGAGAAAGGGGGAACUACGCCUCGCUCAAUCGACGAGCUUCUUCCACCAUUGACAAGCUCAAACGAGGUCGAUCUCCAGCUAUAUGGUAUCAUCUCAGUGAUCAUCAAGGAGUUUGUGCAGACAUGGUACUCGAAGAUCACGCCUGACCAUGUCUUUGUCAACGAGGUCAUUCAGGUCAUUGCACACUGCACAAGGGCACUCGAACAGCGUCUACGGAAUGUCGAUUUGGAAGGCCUAUUGCUCGAUGAGUUUCCGGGGCUCUUGGAAGAGCAUUUGAUCACAUUCCGCCUCGCGAAGCAACAAGCCUCGUCUCCACAAUCACUAGUGUCAGAUCCACGUCUCAUUUACCACACGCUUUACCCGCACCCUGCCUUGUCUCCUGUCCCGAUCGCUGCCGUCCCGUCGACAUAUGUUGAGCAACGAGAGAGCGAGUCUGCCUGGCGCCAACUUAUCAUCCAGGGAGUCUUAGCUGUAUUACUUCCCACCGAUGACCUGAAGAACGGAUGUCUACGAUCCCUAGUGGCUGAGAUUUUCGCCGAGAUGAUAUUGGGCAACGGCAUCAGCGGGAAAGCUUGUGAAGGCUGGUUGUUAUGGGAAGCUAUUGGGAGGAUCGCAGACAUUCUCCAGACCGACCAUGUUCAAGAGGAGGACCCUUCGUCAGACGACGGAGCCGCGGAUAUGGAACUAAGCCGCCUGGAACGCUUUGGGCUAUUGCCAUCACAGGUCGAAGAGGAAAGUGGUUCGACCAGUUUGCCAGUCGCUGAUAAAAGUCGUCAUGAGCCCACAAGCAUGUCGGCUUCGAGCUUGUUCUGGAUGGUCAUCCAAUACGCAUUUUUGGCGUAUACAGCGCUGCGCGCGGUCGUUCUAACUAUAGCCACCGCAUCAUCUCUGCCUUCAAGGUCGUUAGCAGGCGGACCGAUACCGAUAGAAGAAAGUCGCCAAUCACACCUACCAGAAGUGGAGUCUCAGGCCUCAACGCGUUUACUGGCAGUCAAACGGCCUAUCGUAAGCAUGAAGUUGUGGAGUUGCGCAGCGCAGGUUGUCGAGUUGGACAUCCGCAUGCCUUGGCUGACGGGCUUCAUCUCAAUGCUGCAUUGUGGAGCGUUGUUCGGCCCAGGAAGGGUGGGUGACACCGACGGUGUAUUGGACAGGUUCCUCUCGCACAUUAUCCACACGCGCAUCUUGAACCCCGCUCUACUUCCAGUAGUACUUCGUACAGUGCGCGCUACGUUGUUUCCGAACAACGGCAUGGGUCCCCCACGACAGAUACCAACUGAGGAUGAGACAAAGGAGAUCAAGCGCCGUUGUGCCGCCUCGCUGCUCGGCUUGCUACCACCGAAAGUGGCAAUCGCUUUCCUUGCAAGUGACAACAAAGUCACACAACAUCAGCAGGUCGAGGAGAUUCUCGAGUGUCUCGAAGACGCGUACUUGAACAAGCAUCUCAUCUUCCAGAUACUCGAACUGAUCGUACUAAGAUUAGCGCCCGAGCUGGAGCAUCAAGGGAUUCGAGACCUUAUGGAAGAGCGCACCGGGUAACUCGUAUUAGAAUAGAUGCGCACAUUGCGCACUUCAAAUUCACUUUCGGUUGAUGACAGCCACCCACUACCGCAGUUUCUUCUCGGU
Molecule: messenger RNA, 1969 nt
Organism: Macroventuria anomochaeta
Lineage: Eukaryota; Fungi; Ascomycota; Dothideomycetes; Pleosporales; Didymellaceae
Exons: 3
Coding region: 107-1882 (591 amino acids)
Biological process (GO): early endosome to late endosome transport; endosome to lysosome transport; protein targeting to lysosome
Cellular component (GO): early endosome; late endosome; extrinsic component of endosome membrane
Molecular function (GO): phosphatidylinositol binding
Source: RefSeq, a predicted model, not a curated record